UGUGUGUUAUUUAAAGUUUUAUCAUAUCAAGUUAAUUUUAGAGUGUUAAAUGUUGUAACUAUAUCUGAUGACUGUUUGAUAAAACAUUUAUGUAAACACAAACUUAUCUACGCAUAUUAUAUCUGGCCCGACAAUUAAUAAAGAUAUUUGGUUGGGCAAAACAUUGUAUUUGAUAAAAUGUAUUGCUGGUCGGUGUACUUAAUAGUGAAUGUACGAAGACACAGGCGUUCUGCAGAAUGAAUGGAUACAUGUUUCUAACAUUAUGAGAAUCUAACAGAUAUAUAUGCAGACGGGCUAAACUAUGGAGACUGCAUCUAAAGAUGGCGAUACUGUGCACUUCAAAUGCUCUGAGUCUGUGAUCACGUGUCAGAUAUGCAUGGACAUUUUCGAAAGUCCAAGAAUUCUACCAUGUCAACAUACCUUUUGUAAGAAAUGCGUGGUUUCGCUUUUAAACAAACACUGUUUAGAUAAUGAAGGAAACACGAAAAAAACCGCCUUCCCGUGUCCAAACUGUAGAAGAGAAUGUAAAAUACGUGGUCGAAAAGGAAAACACAGCAUUGAAGAACACUUAAAAUGUUUCCCGGAAAGUUUAUUGCUUAAAACAUUUUUAGACUCGAUUGAUGAAAAUUCCAGCUGCGAAAAGGAUAAACAGUGGUGUAAAUUAGACAAAGAAAAUGAUCUUCCCGAAUUGGUUAGUAACGCAAAUGAUGGAUAUAGUGAUAGAAUGUAUAUUUCAUGGCGGGCUGCACGGGUAAUAGAAGAACGUUUAUGGUUUUACUAUUUGUUCAUAAGCACGCUGUCCAGGUUUUUAUUUCAGGCGCAGGUUUAUUUUUUUGGUUCACUUAAUACUCUAAGCAGAUCAGAAUUAUUAAAGCUCAUACAAGAGUUACUUAAAAUACCAACAAUCAUAAAUAAUCCGGAUUUGCAUCAGUAUCAUGUGAAGAAAUAUUUUGAUUCCUCUGACAUUGACACAACUCUUAAAAAUAUCCGCAAACAAGAAAGGAGUAUGAAUACAGCUAUUGGUAGGUUAAGGCAAACUGUAAAUGUGGACACUCGGCGUACGUUCAGAGAUGCACAGACACAAACUGAAAGUAGAUUUAGUAAAUUCUUGAGACGUUAUAGACAUAUUAAAUAUAAGUUGCAGGGAUUUAUAUCUUUUAUUCUUAUAAAAAACACAUCUUUUGUUUUAUGUUUAUAUGAGUAUCUAAUACCUCUUCCAUUUAAUUUCAAGGUAAUUGACUUUGGCCUUUCUUUUACCAUUCCCUAUAGAAAAAUAAGGUAUUGGCUGCUGUUGUUAAAAUUGUUCGACAUCUUAACUUUGAUAUACUUUUCUGGUCAUUCAUUUUAUUGGUCUAUAACACUUUUGAUUAUUUGUUAUGUCCUUCUUCUGAUAUUCUUCAAGCGAAUAAAAUGCUAUGUCGAUGGUGGCAUUUACAUUGGUAAAAUGUUACCUCUCUUUGCGACAUUUCUCAUCAGUUUAAACUUAUUGACAAACCUGACGAGAUGUUACGUGUAUUGCUUCGCUAUAAGACGUCUAGAAAUUUGGAUGUUGAUUAAACUGGCCUUUUUUAAAAUUAUGCCAGAAGUAACCGUUGUUGUAAGUCUGUUAGUGCUAAUCCAUUACAGAAAGCAACAUCUUUUUUACCAGUAUGGCCCUUUUAUCAAUUUGCAUCUAUAAUUGACAUUAUUGUUCUGUUAUUAAAGCAAAAAUGAUAAUAAAUGAAAAAGGAAACUGCAAUGCCACUAUAGGACAUUCUAUCGUAUCUUUGAGAUUUUUGUUUUAUUUCAAGAUGGGCUACAAUUAUAAUACUAAGCACUCUCAUUUUAGGUUUUCGACUUCUUGUGCAGAAAUGUAAUUCAGGUUCUCUAAAACACCAAUGAGAUCAGCAUUAGUAAAUCUUCUAAAAGAGUUACUUUGAAUUCCCAGCAUUAUAUACAACUCGUCUUAUACGAAGACCUAUUUUAGUGGACAGGUUAACGAUAUAUGUAUAAAUUUGUUUACAAACCUGAGGAGCCCGCCCACUUAUCUCAAUAGGGAGAGCGCAGAUCUACGGAUCGCGGGGUCAUGAGUUCGAUAUUCGGACUGAUUCAUGUUGGGAAGUUGACAGUUACUUACGGAGAACAGGUUUGUUCUGGUACAGAAUCUAUGAACACUGGUUAGGUUAACUGCCCUUGUUCUGUUACUGAAAUACUGUUAAAACAUAUACAGCUGGACAUAUGGCCUCUAACGAAAGUGUUCUGUUUGGAAAUUAUUAAAUUGCCUUUUGAGUAUUUCUAGUUGUAAUUGAACGUCAAUAUAGAAUUGCUAUAAACUACAGUGGGGUAUUUUAUUUACAAAAAUAAUGCAAUUAAAUAUCCGGAUAGAUUACCUUCACUCGUUUCGGGUGCCCAUUUUAAGAUGUUUAAAAUGAUAUAUUUUGCUAAUGUUAUGCCUUGGCUGAAAUAUGAUAUAUACAUACUAAAUAGCUGACCUUUUUAAGGUAUAGGUCCAUGUUUCGAAGAAAAACAUUCGAACGUCAUCAAGUCAUAGAAAGCAAGUAUUGUUUUACAUGAAAAUUUAACAGCAUAUAAAACAUUUAUAUUAUUCUACAAAACCAUUGUCAAUUUACUCAUAUAUGAAUUGAAUUCCGGAAAGGGACUGCGUGAAGGGGCCACACUUCUGGACAGUUCAGCGCCUUUAAAAACUCACCAUUUUUAAAAAGCUGUUAUAUAUCUUCGUUUUGAUGCAUUUGCAACAUCGUGCGAGUGUUUAAACUUUACAUAAAUAGGUAAAACAUCGUUUUUGACAAUUGUUUACAUUUAUUUCUUUACAAAUGGCAUUGUUAUUUAAAGGGGAACAACUCAUUUGGAAUAUUUUAAGUAGCCAACUCUGUGGGACAGAACAGUUUAACAUGUAUUGGACAGAUAAGUUGUGUCUCAAGAUGCUGUUCAUUUACUAAAAAAAAAAAUAUGUUGUUUUGUGAUAUACUGCUAAACCUUAACUCCAUAUAUGAUUAACAAUCACCCAAGGGCUGGAGUUACACACCAGGACCGCCUUAAAUGUCUUUAACCUUCAGUUUCUUCAUGGACAUUGUCAGUGUCAAGGACAAAUCAAUAGAAAUAAGAGGUCAAACACGAUAAAGCAGUAACAAGUUCUACAAAAUUAGUACAACGCAAAAUCGUAUGAAAAUUGAGACCCAGACAUGUAUUGAUGGUUUAUGAAAGAAGUACGAGCUAUUUCUUCAUAUUGAUGACAAUGCUAUUUUUUUAUCUACAGUUUGUGAAAUUAGAACACAUUAUUGGCUAAAUUUUCAGUCUUGUGAAUUGUUUUAAUUCAUCCAUUUAAAUAUUUAAAUUUCAUGUUAAAGUUCACUUAUAAUUGUAAUUUAUAUCUAUACAUUUUGAUUAAUUAUCAUACAAAGAAUUCAGGAUUUAGUUUUAUCAAUAGAUUUAGUCAUAAGCAAUAAGGUAUACAUCAUAAGUUUUAUUUUCUUGGUAUCAUUGUACGUCAUUAUACGAGGUGCAUUGGUUAUAAAAACCUGUUAAUUUUAACUUGAUUUAUGUUAACUGAAAAUAUUUUUAUAGGAACAUGAUUUGUUAGUAACUUUAAGCGCUUUUUGUUUAACUUUAUGUGUACAUUUUUAGUUCCCAGUUUAUAGUUUGAUCUAGUAUCGAAUACUUGUAAAACGUUUACAUGUACUUAUACAUACUCGUCAAGAUCCUUGAAUUAAAAUCUAUAGGUCAUAUUCCUUUGGCUACUCCGAAGAUUUUGCACACACUGCAAGUCAAUGGAGUAAUGAAGAGUAGUGUUCCGGAAUGUUAUAACGUUGUGCGGACUGUUCUAAAUAAAACCAGGUGCAGACAGAACAGUCCCAUGAUAAUAUUUACAACAAUAGAAAGCAGGUAUUUGUUCCUAUCAGCUAUGGAUAAUCUCAAUAGUGCUUGGUACCAGAGCAGAACAGUGUACAAUUUUCUCCUUUGACAACAAUUAGAAGAUUACUCUAGAAUUUCUUGAACACUGCUAUUGGAAGUCAAUGGAAUAUGACCUAGUUUAUAUCUAAUUAGUUACAAGUAUGCGGUACAAGAUUAAAGUAUAGCUAGUUCCCGCAUUUCAAGCUGCAGCUUAAACAUUUGCCCCUUAUAGUAUAUCUACUUUCAGAAGCUUUGAUUUUUGUUAAGAAAAAAAUAAGCUCUACUGUAAAGGUGACAAUUCUAAACAAUGAUGAUGACUGAAUACAUAAAAUAAUCUGUUUUCAUAUAUUGUACUUUGCGAAUAAAAAUGUCUUUGCUUGC
Molecule: messenger RNA, 4272 nt
Organism: Mercenaria mercenaria
Lineage: Eukaryota; Metazoa; Mollusca; Bivalvia; Venerida; Veneridae
Exons: 2
Coding region: 302-1678 (458 amino acids)
Source: RefSeq, a predicted model, not a curated record